Molecule: messenger RNA, 729 nt
Organism: Linum tenue
Lineage: Eukaryota; Viridiplantae; Streptophyta; Magnoliopsida; Malpighiales; Linaceae
Source: the annotation of a GenBank genome assembly
CCAUUAAAAUAGACAUCUCUUCAAUUAAUCCAAUCUGCUCCUUUUGCUUCUGUUCCCCGCCUUCCAAGAUGCAACUCACUACUCUACCUCGCCCACCAGCCAUUCCUCUUCCAAACCCUAUUUUCCGGCGCUUUUACAGUCCCCAAUCACUGGGUUUCUUUCACAGGCCGCUCCCUGCUGCUUGUAGUUUGCUCACGAGUCACGCCCCGCCGUAUUUACGUCGCCGCAACUUUCUCUUCCGGAAGUAGUAAGGACGACGUCGGGAAUCUGUUUCGGAACAAUUGCAGCAUUGGGGAGAGCCAGGAGGAGAGCGUGAAUGAAGGUGGUGAGCAUGGCGGAAAAUCGUUGGCGGAGGUGGCGGCGGGAACCGUAGAGGGGCUGGAGAACCAGAGCUUCUGGAAUCAAAUCAAGGAGAUUGCCAUGUUCACUGGGCCUGCUACUGGGCUUUGGUUGUGUGGACCCUUGAUGAGUCUCAUCGACACUGUUGUCAUUGGUCAGGGAAGCUCCCUUGAGCUUGCAGCUUUACGACCUGGGACGGUGUUCUGUGAUUAUAUCUGUUACGUGUUCAUGUUUCUCUCGGUUGCUACUUCCCUCGCCAGACAGGAUAAAUCAGAAGUGCAGCAUCAAAUAUCAAUACUUUUGUUCGUUGGAUUGGUAUGUGGAGUGUUUAUGCUGUUCUUCACGAGGUUAUGUGGUUCGUGGGCACCUACUGGUAAUGGAGACUGGUAA